Molecule: messenger RNA, 1629 nt
Organism: Aspergillus pseudonomiae
Lineage: Eukaryota; Fungi; Ascomycota; Eurotiomycetes; Eurotiales; Aspergillaceae
Product: putative cAMP receptor-like protein
Exons: 4
Coding region: 1-1287 (428 amino acids)
Biological process (GO): cell surface receptor signaling pathway; adenylate cyclase-activating G protein-coupled receptor signaling pathway
Cellular component (GO): plasma membrane
Molecular function (GO): G protein-coupled receptor activity
Source: RefSeq, a predicted model, not a curated record
AUGUCUCUGUCGGAACAACAACUAUAUGCCAUCUCAGUAACCGAACGGGUUUGCUCGGCCAUCUCUCUAACCGGCACCACCAUCAUUGUCGUCUCCUUCCUUGGUUCAAGUGCUUUCCGCAAGCCCAUCAGCCGUCUGGUGUUUUACGCCUCUUGGGGCAAUUUGAUGACCAAUAUCGCAACCGUCAUUUCUCAAUCAGGCAUUCACAUGGGGCUCGACAGUCCCCUGUGUCAGUUCCAGGCCUUCUUGAUCCAAUGGUUCAUGCCCGCCGAUGCCCUAUGGACUUUUGCCAUGGCCUGUAAUGUUUACUUGACGUUCUUUUACAAAUACAACUCCGAUCAACUGCGACGGCUCGAGUGGAAAUAUCUCAUCUUCUGCUACGGACUGCCUCUCAUCCCCUCUGUCGCGUACUUCUUCAUCAAGACCAAGGCCCGGGGCAAGGUCUACGGCUAUGCGGUGCUCUGGUGUUGGGUUUCGCAAACCUGGGACUGGUUACGGAUUGCGGUCUUCUACGGCCCAGUCUGGUUCUUUAUUGUUUUGACGUUGGCCAUCUAUAUCCGCACUGGCGGUGUCAUCUGGGAAAGACGACGCCAACUGCGGCAGCUUGACAACCUCGACUCGGCAGAUUCCUAUCCCAGGUAUGAAGGCGAGCCGACCGCAGAACAUUAUGAGGGGCUCGAGAUGCGCGAUGCCGAACGCCCCCUCGAGCCUACCUACAGUAGGGCAACAACGGAAAUCCGCGUAACGAGUGAAAUUACACGCCCCCAACAAGGGCAUUACCCAACUGCCGAAGAAUUGAGCAACCCUGUAUCCCCAUUCUACAACCCGUACUCUGUCACCAUCGAGGGCGGCUUCAUGAGCAGACAGUUCAGUGGCAUCCCGUUAAAAGCAAUGAAACAUUCUCAUUCGGAGUCAUGGUCCCGCCGCCGUGCAAUGUCCGACACAAGUACGGCGGCUUGGGCUUAUACAAAGUAUGCGAUGCUCUUCUUCAUUGCCUUAAUUGUCACCUGGGUGCCUUCGACGGUUAACCGGGCAUAUUCACUUGCCUAUCCUCACUCAUAUAACUUUGCUCUGAACUAUGUAUCGAGCUUUGUUCUGCCGCUCCAAGGAUUUUGGAACAGUAUGAUCUAUAUGUCCAUCUCAUGGCCGGCUUUUAAGGCGGUUUACUGGGACAUCAGGAGAGGCAGUCUAGUGAGAGAUCCUGGAUGCAGAGGUGGAGUAGACCAUGGAGGACAUAUCGGACAGACUUAUAUCUCGAACGACAGCGUUCGACGUCUGACUCACUAGUUCCAAUGGUAUUUGACUGGGCAACAUAUAAUUAUUCGAAGAUCAUGGAGUAACUAGGGCGCAUGGAACCGAUAGAUAUCAGGUAGAUGAAGUGACUGUCAAGCAAUAUGCACGUGUGUAUGUAGGGAGCACAAAUCCCACCAUCGACACCAGCGUUACGACGAUAGGGAUGGUGAUGGAAGAAUGUAAUGUCAGUUAGCCCCAUCCAACAAGAGACUGGCAACCACGCAUAUAUCUUGCCAAGUGAAGAAAGAGAAAGUCUAGAGAAGGUACUCUUGUACAAACGGCCGAUAGUUAAUCUUGGAGGACCCACUGCGGAUCUACGCCCAUCAUGUGACUGAC